Spea bombifrons (plains spadefoot toad) is the source of this 566-nucleotide messenger RNA. RefSeq names its product nucleolar and coiled-body phosphoprotein 1-like. The transcript has 3 exons. Lineage: Eukaryota; Metazoa; Chordata; Amphibia; Anura; Pelobatidae. The record is from RefSeq and is a predicted model, not a curated record. Bases 196 to 507 code for a protein of 103 amino acids. Gene Ontology annotation, molecular function: protein binding.
CUGUGUGCAGGUGUAUUAGUAUGUGUGUUUUUGAGGAGCUUGGGCCCCCCUAAAACAUUCACAGGGGGACUCCGGCAUUUUUGUUAUGCUACUGUAGCAACCACGCAUUGCUGUUGCCUACACAAGCAGGAUCUUGUUUGAUCAUGAUGUAAUGCAAAUGUAACUUUUUUUUGUAGUAAGACCUGAGGUGGAAAUAUGUCAAAACAGGUUGUUGUACCUUGUGACCUCUUCCCCCCUGUGCUGCACUUUCUUCUGGACAACCAGUUCACAGAUGCAGCUAAAGAGUUCACUAGAGCUACAGGCGUGAAAGACAAUGAUCCCUGUCCAGCUUCUCUGUUGGAUAUAUACAGUUACUGGGUGAAGUCAGCAAAUGCAAACGAGAUACAUCCAUCUGCCAGUGGUGCCCCUGCUAAGAGGCCUGUGAAAGACUAUUGCAGCAGUGAGGACAGCUCCUGUGAAGUUAAAGAGCCGCCUGCUAAAAGCCCUGGUAAACAAUUACUUAGUUAGUGGCUUGGAUUUAGAAACAGACAGUAGUGUGUGAUACUCUUUAAGCUUAUAGACUAUUG